Chaetomium strumarium is the source of this 1182-nucleotide messenger RNA. RefSeq names its product peptidase S8/S53 domain-containing protein. The record is from RefSeq and is a predicted model, not a curated record. Gene Ontology annotation, biological process: proteolysis. Gene Ontology annotation, molecular function: serine-type endopeptidase activity. The transcript has 5 exons. Lineage: Eukaryota; Fungi; Ascomycota; Sordariomycetes; Sordariales; Chaetomiaceae. Bases 1 to 1182 code for a protein of 393 amino acids.
AUGCACUUCCACACCGCCCUCCUGGCCCUUCUGCCCGCGGCCCUGGCCGCCCCCACGGCCGAGCCCCUGGACAAGCGCGCCCCGGUCAUCGCCGCCCAGGCUGGCCGUGUUGUGCCCGGCAAGUACGUGGUCAAGCUGAAGGAGGGCGCCAGCGACGAUGCCCUCGAGAAGGCCGUCAAGAAGCUCGGCAAGACGGACCACGUCUACCGCGGCCGCAAGUUCAAGGGCUUCGCUGGCAAGCUCGAGGGUGACCUUCUCGACGAGAUCCGCCGCCUGCCCGACGUCGAGUAUGUUGAGGAGGAGGCCGUCUUCACCAUCAACAGCUAUGUCUCGCAGAGCAGCGCCCCCUGGGGCAUCGCCCGCAUCUCGCACAAGUCCCGCGGGUCGACGACCUACGUGUACGACGACAGUGCCGGUGCCGGUACCUGCUCGUAUGUGAUUGACACGGGCAUCUACACCGCUCACUCGCAAUUCGGUGGCCGUGCUACCUUCCUUGCCAACUACGCCGACAACUCCAACACCGACGGCAACGGCCACGGCACCCACGUCGCCGGCACCAUCGGCUCGAACACCUACGGUGUUGCCAAGAAGACGAAGCUCUACGCCGUCAAGGUCCUUGGCUCCGACGGCUCCGGCACCACCUCUGGCGUCGUUGCCGGCAUCAACUUCGUGGCGAGCGACGCGCCCAACCGCAACUGCCCCAACGGCACCGUCGCCAACAUGUCGCUGGGCGGCGGCUACUCGGCCUCCAUCAACAACGCCGCGGCCGCCCUCGUCGACGCCGGCGUCUUCCUCGCCGUCGCCGCCGGCAACGACAACGCCAACGCGGCCAACUACUCGCCCGCCUCGGAGGCGUCCGUCUGCACCGUCGGCGCCACCGACAGCAGCGACCGCAAGGCCAGCUACUCCAACUACGGCUCCGUCGUCGACAUCUUCGCGCCCGGCUCCAGCAUCCUGAGCACCUGGAUCGGCAGCUCCUCGGCGACGAACACCAUCUCGGGCACCUCCAUGGCCAGCCCGCACAUCGCCGGCCUCGGCGCCUACCUCCUCGCCCUCGAAGGCCGCCGGGCCCCCGAGGCGCUCUGCAGCUACAUCAAGAGCCUUGCCACCGCCAACGCCAUCAGCGGCCUCCCCAGUGGCACCACCAACCGCCUCGCCUUCAACGGCAACCCCUCCGGCUAA